AUCAUCCUUCAGGGCUGCAGGGUUCUGGUGGACGCACGGGACAAGCUGGGGAUCCCUUGGCAGUACACGGAGAACGAGAAGCACGGAAUGUUUUUGAUGGCCUUUGAAAACAAAGCUGGAAUGCCCAUCGAGCCUGCCACCUUCCAGCUCUAUGUACCUGCCCUGGGCGCGCUCUGGAGGGAUUCGGGAAUCAAGGAAGCCUUCAGCCGUCGGAGCGAGUACCAGCUGGGUGAAUCGGUGAAAUACUUCCUGGAUAACCUGGAUCGCAUCGGUCAGCUGAAUUACUUCCCCAGCAAACAAGAUAUUUUGCUGGCCAGAAAAGCCACGAAGGGGAUCGUAGAGCAUGAUUUCAUCAUUAAAAAAAUCCCUUUCAAGAUGGUGGAUGUAGGUGGACAGAGAUCUCAGCGUCAGAAAUGGUUCCAGUGCUUUGAUGGAAUAACUUCCAUUCUGUUCAUGGUCUCCUCCAGCGAAUACGAUCAGGUUCUCAUGGAAGACAGGCGCACAAACAGACUCGUGGAGUCCAUGAAUAUCUUUGAGACAAUAGUCAAUAACAAGCUUUUCUUUAACGUUUCUAUUAUCCUAUUCCUCAACAAGAUGGAUCUUCUCGUUGAGAAGGUAAAGACUGUCAGCAUUAAGAAGUAUUUCUCGGACUUCAAGGGCGACCCUCACCGGCUGGAGGACGUGCAGCGUUACCUGGUGCAGUGCUUCGACAGGAAGAGGAGGAACCGCUCCAAGCCGCUCUUCCACCACUUCACCACGGCCAUAGACACGGAGAACAUCCGCUUCGUGUUCCACGCCGUGAAGGACACCAUCCUGCAGGAGAACCUGAAGGAUAUCAUGUUGCAGUGAAGGAGAGCAGCCAGUGUUCUGUUACAAUUUUGCUGGAGGGUUAGAUCAAAGUUUUUAUCCUUUCUUUAUGGCCCUUGCAUGCGGUGUAGGACCCAUGCGAAUUACUUGGCUCAGGAAUGCUGUAAACUAGCCAGUCCAAACAGGAGCUAUAGGCCGGAGGAGUCACAUAUUGAUGUUAGCUACUGAAUCAUUUGGACUAGAAACACUACUGAACCCUGGCCAUGGUAGGUUCUGUACCAAUUUUGGGACGCUGAACAACACAACCACCUUCUGCCUUCUUAGAAAAAAAGAAAUCUCUGACAAACCAUGUAUGGAAGACACAUUGUUUUAAGUGAAUACACUCAUUUUUCAGAGACACUAGUCGUACAAACUGCCUUUUUUUUUUUUUUUUUUGUAGUUUGGAGGUGCUGAAUCGAUCAAACUAAUCUAAACAUAAUGAGAUUGGCAGCUGUAUUGGAGAAUGUUAAUGGAAGUCCUGUUGUUAACCCUUAGGAAUAUAACCAGAUCUUGUGUGCGUGUUCAGCUUUGCCAAGGGUCUACAGUCCACUUACCGAGGUGGAUGCACAGCUCUUGUCUGAAGGUUUUGCCUGAGUCUCCUGAGGCAGAAAUCUAAAGCUGUGUGAGGAAACUCGUGUUGGAGUGAAUGGGAUGGGAAGCUGAAGCCUCGCUGAUAUGGAGAAGGGUUUAUUUUGCACUAUAGGCGAAGGUUGUUCCAUCAUGGGAAAACUGCUUUCCUUGGUGAAGCAGCCUGUGCUGGAGCACCCAACCACGUAUCUGCACAGUGGGUGCUCGAGUGAGAUGUACUCCAUGGAGACCCAGCACUGUUCUCACAGUGGGCAGCAUGUGUGAAGGUUCAGUAUCUCGUGUGACAGGGCUUCAUCUACACUCACAGGUUUGAAAGCUGAUCAAACUCUUAAGCAAAGGUUUUGGUAGCACAGCAGCUGCUUGAUUAGUCCCAACAGCUGACCUUACAGGAAGACUGAGCACCCUAGAGAUCCCAGCUUUUCCAGCUGCACUGAUGUGUUUGGACAGCAAGACCUUGCUGUAAAAUUAGCCUUUAAUCUGUGUCUUAAUGGGAUCUUUAGCCUAUAGUAAUGCACAUGUAACUCUGAGCACGGCUGAGUUUGGAGUUGCCGGUUUUGGGCAGUGGUUUGUGUGUAAAAUGGUGAGAGGCUGUGAAUAAUGUUGAUCUGAACUCUGAAUUUCCUUGUGCUCUCAAUCUCUGUCAGGUGCCUUUUUUGUGUACAGACAUUGAAUCUUUUCUACUACAGUGGGGUACAUGGACAAACCGAAGAUAUUGUAGUGCUCUCCUUUAGGUAACUCUCAAACAUAGUUUACUGUGCAAUUUUUGUCAUAGUUUUUAUCCAAGAAUAAAACCUGAAGGGCUGUUUGUACCCAUAAAAAGUCA
Molecule: messenger RNA, 2257 nt
Organism: Manacus vitellinus (golden-collared manakin)
Lineage: Eukaryota; Metazoa; Chordata; Aves; Passeriformes; Pipridae
Gene: GNA12
Product: G protein subunit alpha 12
Exons: 3
Biological process (GO): Rho protein signal transduction; adenylate cyclase-modulating G protein-coupled receptor signaling pathway
Cellular component (GO): heterotrimeric G-protein complex; brush border membrane
Molecular function (GO): guanyl nucleotide binding; GTPase activity; D5 dopamine receptor binding
Source: RefSeq, a predicted model, not a curated record